ACGAAGCAGCAGCUGCAGCUGACAUUUUUACAGGAGUUCGCAGUGCUCAGUUUCCGAAGAAACCAGCAGAAUUUUGAAAAUAGCAUGUUUAAAAUGUAAACGUGUUAAACGAAGGGGAUAAUAUACAUCUGUCCAUCCUGGAUAUUGAUGGUUUCAUUACGUAAAUCUGUCAGCUGAAGAAAAAGGAGGCGUCACUGGAAGUAAAGCUGAUGGAGAGAGACAGCAAACAGAAGGAGAUGGAAAAAGUUUCACUGUGUGUGAACGAAGGGACCGUUUCAGUCUGGAACGAUGGAGAUCAAAUCUCUGAACAGACAUCCAGAGACACACACGACUCAGAGCUCGGCCUCAGGUUACACUGUUACACUGACACUCAAGAGAAUGCGUGUGACAGUCAUGGAUCCACCAAUCAAAUCUCCACAGAGUCUCUGGGUUCAGACUGUAACGUUGAAGAAGAGCAGAUGCCACUUAAGAUGUGCUCAGUGAAGCUGGAGGACUGCAGGAACCUAACAAAGAUGAAAAGAGAAACUACAGAUGAUGAAGAACAGAGUGAUGAUGAUGAUGAUGACGAUGAUGUUUUCUUUCCAUCAGACUUGAUAAUUGUGAAAGAGGAAAGUGAAACCCUGAAUGAAGAGGAGGAGAUACAUCAGCACAAUGACCCUCAUAAUCUUAUAACUGAAGAAACAGGCCAUGAACGUGAAACAAGUUUAAUUCAGGAAGGUCAAAAACCAUACAAAUGCCCUCAGUGCGGGAGGAGUUUCUCACAAAGAGAGCAGCUUGAAACGCAUAUUAAUGUUCACACCGGAGAUAAACCUUUUGCCUGUCGUGAGUGUGGAAAGAGUUUCACACGCCAAGGAAGCCUUAAUGUACACAUGAGAGUUCAUACCGGAGAGAAGCCUUUCUUGUGCCCUCAAUGUGGAAAGAGUUUCAGUAUUAAACUAUACCUUAAGAAUCACCUAAAAAUUCAUACUGGAGAAAAACCGUACACGUGCCCUGAGUGUGGGAGGAUUUUCUCACAAAGAGGACACCUUGACACGCACAUGAGAUCUCACACAGGAGAAAAACCUUAUUGUUGUAAUGAGUGUGGAAAGAGUUUCACACGCCAAGGAAGACUUAAGAUUCACAUGAGGACUCAUACCGGAGAGAAGCCGUUCACGUGCCCUCAGUGUGGAAAGAGUUUCAUUGGUAAACAUUACCUUAAGGAUCACCUGAAAGUUCACACUGGAGAGAAACCCUAUACAUGCACUCAGUGUGGAAAGAGUUUUGCACAUAAAGGAAUCCUUAAUGUGCACAUGAGAGUUCACACCGGAGAGAAACCUUAUUCCUGCCAUGAGUGUGGAAAGAGUUUUACGCGGGCAGAGAGUGUCAAAGAUCAUCACCUACGAAUUCACUCUGGAGAAAAGUCAAAGUGCAAACAGUAGUUUCCAUCACCCUGUUACAGGCAUUGGAUCAUUGGUUUUGACGAGUUUGUUUCUUGACCAGAUCGAUAAUAAAAUGCAAUGUCCAUACUUUUGAAAAUAAAGUUGUCGGAUAUUCCAA
Molecule: messenger RNA, 1536 nt
Organism: Labeo rohita (rohu)
Lineage: Eukaryota; Metazoa; Chordata; Actinopteri; Cypriniformes; Cyprinidae
Product: oocyte zinc finger protein XlCOF20-like
Exons: 3
Coding region: 210-1418 (402 amino acids)
Biological process (GO): regulation of transcription by RNA polymerase II
Cellular component (GO): PcG protein complex; transcription regulator complex
Molecular function (GO): RNA polymerase II cis-regulatory region sequence-specific DNA binding; DNA-binding transcription factor activity, RNA polymerase II-specific
Source: RefSeq, a predicted model, not a curated record